Messenger RNA from Brachypodium distachyon (stiff brome), 1624 nucleotides. Its product is annotated as choline monooxygenase, chloroplastic. Bases 136 to 1380 code for a protein of 414 amino acids. Gene Ontology annotation, molecular function: 2 iron, 2 sulfur cluster binding; iron ion binding. The transcript is spliced from 10 exons. The record is from RefSeq and is a predicted model, not a curated record. NCBI's taxonomy places the organism in Eukaryota, Viridiplantae, Streptophyta, Magnoliopsida, Poales, Poaceae.
CCCAACCAUUUUCCUCGGCUAGACGCCUAGACGCUCGGCUCUGUUCCUCUUAAAAAAAAAAAACGCUCGGCUCUGUCACUCCAGCUCCCAACGUCACCCGCAACUCGCAGUCGCAGGCAGCUUUGCCGGCCGGCGAUGGCGAUCGCGCAAGUCCUAGCCCUUUCCUCCUCCACCUCCUCCUUCGUGAGGACCGAUCGCCCCAAAGUCCGUCGCGCCGCGCCGUCCCGCGUUGCGGCGGCAGCGGCGGGGGCGACGGUUGGGGAGCCCGCGCGGCGGCUCGUGGCGGCGUUCGACCCGGCGAUACCGCUGGCCUCUGCGGUGACGCCGCCGAGCGAGUGGUACACCGAUCCGGAAUUCCUCCGGCUCGAACUCGACCGCGUCUUCCUCCGCGGGUGGCAGGCUGUUGGUCACAUAGGACAAGUCAAGAACCCAAAUGAUUUCUUCUCAGGAAGACUCGGAAAUGUAGAAUUUGUCAUAUGCCGGGAUGCACAUGGGAAACUUCACGCUUUUCACAACGUGUGUCGCCAUCAUGCCUCACUCCUUGCAUGUGGAAGCGGUCAAAAGACCUGUUUCCAAUGCCCUUAUCAUGGAUGGACAUAUGGAUUGGAUGGUGCCCUCCUCAAAGCUACACGAAUAUCAGGAAUCAAGAACUUCAACAAGAAUGAUUUUGGUCUAUUACCAAUCAAGGUAGCUACAUGGGGACCUUUUGUGCUUGCCAGAUUUGAUAAUUUCGCUCAAGAUACUGUCGAUGAUGUAGUUGGAGAUGAAUGGCUAGGCAGUGCUUCAGAUCUGUUGAGUAGAAAUGGCAUUGACACUUCACUACCUCACAUUUGCAGGCGAGAAUAUAUUAUCGAAUGUAACUGGAAGAUUUUUGCCAUGCAGGUCUUUUGUGACAACUAUCUAGAUGGUGGAUAUCAUGUUCCAUAUGCACAUGGAGCCCUCGCAUCUGGCCUGCAGCUUCAAUCCUACGAAACACUUACAUAUGAAAGAGUUAGUGUUCAAAGAUGUGAAAGCGCCCCAGCAGAACAAGAAGACAUUGAUCGCCUAGGGACAAAAGCUAUCUAUGCCUUUGUUUAUCCAAACUUUAUGAUCAACAGGUAUGGUCCAUGGAUGGACACUAAUCUAGCUGUUCCAUUGGAUGCAACCAGGUGUAAAGUGGUUUUUGAUUAUUUUCUCGACGAGUCUCUUCUGGAUGACCAGGAUUUUAUUGACCAAAGCUUAAAAGACAGCGAACAAGUACAGAUAGAAGACAUCGCUCUCUGCGAGGGAGUCCAGAAGGGCUUGGAGUCGCCAGCCUACGGCGUGGGUAGGUACGCGCCGUCCGUGGAGAUGGCCAUGCACCACUUCCACCGCCUCCUGCAUACUAACCUCUGUGGCUAGUGAAUUCUUAUGUGCAUCAUUUCCAUUAUAUACUUGUAAAUAAAUUCUUAUGUACAUUGUUGGAAAUUUACAACUGCCAGCAGCCAUCGUCUCCAUCAGACGCCUGUUUAUCGACAGGCGCCUAUGAUAGCCAAAUGGACGUCUCUCCAUCUUGUAUGAACAGUGAACAGUGGUAUUAUUGUACAUCAUGAAUAAAAGGAGGCCUCCUCCUGAUGCUUUUGCUGAAGUUGAACUGCUUGAUCAA